AAAAAAGUUGGCAGGCCGACAGCAGAGCUGUGUCUGCAUCCAUCGGGGAGAGGAGGCCCGUGCGGUGUGGGGCGGGCCAGGAGCAAGGAGAGGCCUUCCUCCCUUUGUGCUCCCCCCCUCCUCCCCCCCAGGGGCCCUAUAAAUAGGCCCGGCCAGGGCUGUGGCCCAGCUCUCAGAGGGAGUCGAGCACCAGGCAGCGGUUUCCAGCCAAGCCCCCUGCCAGCAUGGCCAGCGAGUUCAAGAAGAAGCUCUUUUGGAGGGCGGUGGUGGCUGAGUUCCUGGCCAUGACCCUCUUCGUCUUCAUCAGCAUCGGUUCCGCCCUGGGCUUCAACUACCCACUGAAGAGCAACAACACGUCAGGUGCGACCCAGGACAAUGUGAAGGUGUCGCUGGCCUUCGGGCUGAGCAUCGCCACGCUGGCCCAGAGCGUGGGCCACAUCAGCGGGGCCCACCUCAACCCGGCUGUCACGCUGGGGCUGCUGCUCAGCUGCCAGAUCAGCAUCCUCCGGGCUGUCCUGUACAUCAUCUCCCAGUGCGUGGGGGCCAUCGUGGCCACUGCCAUCCUAUCGGGCAUCACCUCGUCCCUGAACAACAACUCGCUUGGCCGCAAUGAGCUGGCUCCUGGCGUGAACUCAGGCCAGGGCCUGGGUAUCGAGAUAAUCGGCACCCUGCAGCUGGUGCUCUGCGUGCUGGCCACCACUGACCGGAGGCGCCGUGACCUUGGGGGCUCAGCCCCCUUGGCCAUAGGCCUCUCUGUGGCCCUGGGACACCUGCUGGCGAUCGACUACACCGGCUGUGGUAUUAAUCCUGCCCGGUCCUUCGGCUCAGCCGUCAUCAGCCACAACUUCAAGGACCACUGGAUUUUCUGGGUGGGGCCGUUCAUCGGGGGAGCCCUGGCGGUGCUCAUCUAUGACUUCAUCCUGGCCCCACGCAGCAGCGACCUCACAGACCGCGUGAAGGUGUGGACCAGCGGCCAGGUGGAGGAGUAUGACGUGGACGCUGAAGACAUCAACUCCAGGGUGGAGAUGAAGCCCAAAUAGAGGGGGCCUGACCCGGGCAUCCACGUGGGGGUGGGGAGCAGGGGUGGGCGGAGGGCGGGGAGGGGUGAAAUCCAUAUUGUAGGCACUCUGACAAGCUGGCCCAAGUCACUUCCCAAAGAUCCGCGGGACUUUUGUGGCCAAGCCUGAUUUGGGGCUCUUCCUAUCACUUUCUUUCUCUUUCUCUGUUUCGUGGCCUCGGACCUUCCUGGAGACCAAGAUUGACCACUCACCCACUCCCUUGAAGUCACAGAGGAGGUGAAAGAGAGGGACCCACCCUGAUAAGUUGUCCCCUCAGAGUGUGACAGGUGGUAUGCCAGAAAGCACCCCUCAUCCCAAAGUUGCUCACCAACUCACCUGCCGCAGGUGCCUGGGGCUGCACUAUCAUUGCUUUGUGCCUUUGGGCGCGGCCUUCUUUCUUAUCACAUGCACUUUGUCCCCAAGGGCACUUGAGGGGAAGAGACCCCAGGAGAAGCGGUGUUAGGGGCAAGUGGCGAAAAGCUUUGCCCAUGCAGUGUGGCUAGCUUCUAGGGCCCUCCCUUGGAUGUGCUGCACGAGCCUGGGGUUGUCCCUAGGUUAGGGCCUCAGUGACGCCAUCUGUCAAGUGGCAGGGACAGGGAGAGCUCUCUGGGCCUGAGGCCCCUCUCUAGGGCUCCGUAAGCACAGACACACUGUGGGUUCUGGGAGAUACAGCCUGGACCAGCUCUGCUUCUUCCCCUUGGCUGGGUGCUUCCCUCAAGCACGUAGCUGCCCAUGUGCAUCUGUGUGAGGGCGCGGACACACGCACGCAUGGUCCACGGCAGCGAGCAACACACACUCCAGCCAUUGGAGGUUUCCGUUCCCGGGGAAGCAGGCCUGAUCCCUCCGCAGUGUCUUCACCAGACAGGUCUGCCGCUGCCGAGGGAAGGUCAUUUAGAGGGCGAAGGAGGGAUGCUCAUGUUUUUUCAUUGAGUUUUAGUUGUUUUUUUCCACCUGUCACUGCAUCAUCUUGCUCUUUAUUUGGUUCUCCGCUUCCUCCUGCUGGUGUAGACACAGGUCGCUGUUACGCAGGUGUGUGUUUAUUGAAGGGCAGUUUGUUAUCCAAAGCUCCAGCCUGGGGACAGAUGACAAUGCUGCAGCUUGGCCCAUAGAAGCAGAUGCCCUUGCUGGACCCUUGGGGGGCUUUCCAAGUCCCCAGCUGAUGCUGAGGAGGGGGGGAGUGGAGGAGCAGAUUCUCCCCUAUCGCUGAGCUCCCGGUUGGGGGCAUUUGGGGCAGCCGGGUGACCUGCACAGGCUCCCCAUGUGACCCAGGUCAUUGCCUUCGCUCCUCACUUACUUGGAGGGAGAGCCGGCCUUGACCUGAUGAAGGAUCUAUGGUUACAGCCCAGGUACAGUUCGGAGCACAGAGUCUGUUUCAGGGGCAGUUAGCGACACAGUCCAUUCAAUUCCACCAGGUCAGAGCAGAUCCCCCAAAUGUCUGUAGCACGAUGGUGACAAAAACUGAGACACAAUACCCCAAUAUCUAGAAGCAGCAGGAGGACCGGGAGGCCCUUAACAGUUACUGACCCAUCACAACAUCUGCACAGGGACUUCUAGCCCACUUAACAGAUAAGGAAACUGAGACCCCGGGUCCCACAGCUAGAUCGUGAUUUGGCCAGGUCUAGCACCCAAGGCCAUUGUCUCUGGCCCCUCCAUCCCCAGCUUCUCGGUUUCUGCCUGGGCCAUGGCCGAGGGCCAGGAGGGCUGAGGGUUGUGCUGGGGGGAGGCGGCAGACCCACUUCCUGCCCGGCCCUUGACGCUGUACACCAGGACCUGCUUCUGUCUGCUCUGCAUGUAUGUCUCUUUGGAAUUGGAAUUUCAUUAUAUGGUAAGAAAAUAAAGGAAAAUGACUUGUAAGGUCA
Molecule: messenger RNA, 2917 nt
Organism: Hipposideros armiger (great roundleaf bat)
Lineage: Eukaryota; Metazoa; Chordata; Mammalia; Chiroptera; Hipposideridae
Gene: AQP1
Product: aquaporin 1 (Colton blood group)
Exons: 4
Coding region: 225-1040 (271 amino acids)
Biological process (GO): carbon dioxide transmembrane transport; hyperosmotic response; renal water transport
Cellular component (GO): membrane
Molecular function (GO): glycerol transmembrane transporter activity; water channel activity; ammonium channel activity
Source: RefSeq, a predicted model, not a curated record